This is a messenger RNA of Fusarium vanettenii 77-13-4, 1434 nucleotides long. RefSeq lists its product as uncharacterized. The annotation marks the transcript as partial. The transcript is spliced from 3 exons. The record is from RefSeq and is a predicted model, not a curated record. Lineage: Eukaryota; Fungi; Ascomycota; Sordariomycetes; Hypocreales; Nectriaceae.
CCCAUUUCAUCAGCAUCGAAGGGAUUCGAGUUCGUCUUGAGUGAUUCCAAGGGAAAUCCGAAACCGUCAGAUCGCAAACUCAUCCGACGUCAUGUGAUGAGAGGGAAGAACACGCGUGAACACCAACCCCCUCGGCUUCCCGAUUCUUGGAUUCACACCACUGCCGCAGGUGGAUCACAGUUGACCUUCCCAGCUGAUCCUCUUAGUCACCCCGGUGGCCUCGUAAAGAGAUGCGGGGAUGGAAGCAUAUGGGACACAUGCCCAUGGUUCCCCUUCUCGAUAAACGUGCUGGACACUGUCAAGUUUGCAGAUGAGGUUGAUGGACCUGCCCGUCAGAUGAUCGCUAGCUUCUUUGGGACAAUUCGGGAGCUCAUGUACCCCCUCGAUCUCUGUUGCGAAUUCAACGCCUCCGAGACCAACUGGUUCGGCUGGAUGACCAACGAUGCCGCAUACCUCCACGCUCUCCUCUUCACUGUCAGCUCUUUUCACGACCUUGCAGCUGGACGUACUGCACAGCCUCGCACCAACUACCAUGUUUUCAAGGCCAUCAGACUCCUCAAUGAGCGCUUAGCUGAUAGCAAGAUGGCCCUUGCCGACUCGACGGUUGCCGUGGUCAUGAGCAUGGCCAUGCUUUGCGAAAUUGUGGGAGACGCCCAAGCUGCAAGAGCACAUACCGACGGAUUGAAGCAGAUUGUUGAGUUGCGUGGGGGAAUCGGUUCCUUCAGCCAUGCCCAACAGCUCCAAGUCAAGAUAUGUCGGGUUGACUUGAGUGUGGCAAUUUCACAAGGCUCCCGGCCAUACUUCUUCCAAGAUGGCGUCUCCUGGGACUCGUUUUUUGAGUCUUGUCCAGUCUUGAAGCGUCUGAGACCUGUUCCCUCAACCGCCAUGUUGCGCACUCGUCGUCUGAUCAAACCAGUCGAUAGACGGUUAUACUACAUCUUCCAAGAUGUUCAAGAUUUCUCGCAGCUUGUGAACUUCCUGUUCCAGUCGCACCAGAGGAUACAGCCCGGAAUAUUUCAGGACCUUCUCACAUCUCUGCAGUAUCGCAUCCUGCUGCUCGACUUUGGAAUCGAUAAUCGGUUUGCAGAGCUUUUGCGCCUCUCAAUGUUGGCUUACUUGACUGUUGUUUUCUUCCGACUUCCCCAAGUCAAGCUCCAGUACCCCUUUUUAGGCUCUCAACUGCGUACAAGCUGCCAAACAUUUGAGCCGGCGGAUGAACAGGAGAGGAGGGUUUUUGCAUGGGCCAUGUUUGUUGGCUUCAUGUCAGCGCUGGACUUGCAAGAUGACGAGUUGACGAUGAUGCUGGCUGAGAUGAUGAUGCCUUGUCUUGGUUCAUCGUGGGUUGAGGUCAAGACGAGCCUGAAGGAAGUUUUAUGGAUUGAUGGGAUCUAUGAUGGCCCUGGGCAAGAGGUUUACGAGAAAAUUUCCAAAUAG